CCUUUCUUUGUCUUUUUUUUUUCAGGUUCAUCUUUUUUCUAUAUGUCUUGAUCUUCACCCUAUUUAAAAGAUGAAAAACAUCACUACGAAUAUUUAUGCAAUCGGAGGAUUUGCAGCAAUAGCUGGUAUCAUGUUUGGUUUCGAUAUUGGAUCGAACUCUGGCGUCAUUGGAACAGAACAAUACCGUGAAUACUUUCACCGUCCAGAUGCGGUGUUGCAGGGAGGCAUCAACGGCGCCUUGAGUGCAGGCUGCUUUGUAGGCGCCUUGUGUGCUGGCUUCCCUGCCGAUCGUUACUCGCGCAAAUUUACUUUGAUUGGCGCAUCGGCUCUUUUCAUCAUCGGAUCACUUUUUCAAGCGGUGGCGAACGGUGUGCCCCUGUUGUGUGUAGGACGUGUUAUUAAUGGCAUCUCGGUUGGUAUCACGUCCAUGGUUGUUCCACUCUACCAAUCCGAGGUGUCCCCCAAAGAAAUUCGUGGACGCAUCGUUUCCGUGCAACAAUGGAGUAUCACCUGGGGCAUCAUGAUUUCGUUUUGGAUUCAAUACGGUUCACAAUUUAUACCAGGUACCGCCGCUUUCCGUAUACCAUGGGCAGUCCAGUCUGUUCCUGCCUUCAUUUUAGUUGCCGGAAUGUGGGCGUUUCCUCAUUCGCCACGCUGGCUCGCGGAUAAAGGUCGCAUGGAUGAAGCCAUCAAAGUACUUGCUGACAUUCAUGGCCAUGGUGACGUCGAUCAUCCAAGAGUUCAAAUCGAAAUCAAAGAAAUCGAGGCCGCUAUUCAGUUUGACAGAGAGCAGGCGAGCCAUCGUUAUGCGGAUAUUUUCAAGCCAGGUUUAGCUUAUCGCGUGUUCCUUGGUGUGUGUCUUCAGAUAUGGCAGCAGCUGACGGGCAUGAAUAUUAUCAUGUUUUACGUCGUCUAUCUUUUUGAACAGGCUGGUAUUGGCGACAGUCAGGAAGCGCGACUUGUCUCGUCGGGCGUAUCGUAUGUGGUCAAUGUAGUCAUGACGGUCCCUGCGAUUCUUUUUGUCGAUAAAUGGGGUCGCCGACCUACCAUGAUCCUCGGGGCCUUGGGCAUGUCUGUGUUUCUGUGGACGGUAGGCGGCAUCUUGAGUACCGGACAGUGGUCGCUUGAUCCAAAUACAGGGAAAUCCGUCGUCUAUUUAAAUAAUCCUUCGGAAUCCAAGGGCGUUGUUGCAUGCAUCUACUUGUUUGUCGCCACUUUUGCCACGACGUGGGGUCCGCUCGGAUGGAUCUAUCCUGCCGAAAUUUUCCCCCUUCGCGUACGUGCUUUGGCGGUUUCACUUUCCACCGCCGCCAACUGGUUCUUCAACUGGUUACUCAACUUUAUCGUUCCUAUCCUCAUGGAAAAGAUUCACUACGGUUUAUACAUGCUCUUUGCAGCUUUCAACUUUCUUAUGGCUCUUCAUAUUUAUAUCAGCUAUCCCGAAACCAAAGGGUAUACCCUUGAGGAAAUGGACAUCGUCUUCCAACACAAUCCACGCAAGAAGAUCGACCCCGAGACAUUGCAGCAAUGGAUAACCGAAAAAGGACUGCAGAAAGCGUAACAUCUUCAUGUUUCAAGUCUGUCCCUUCCACAUGUAAUACUACAGUUAUAAUUGUCUUGAUCCAAAGAUGCACCUGCAUCAUGGUAUUCAUUCCAUUGUCAUUAGUGUCUGAAUAAACAAGUCCUUUCAUCUUUUUUCA
Messenger RNA from Radiomyces spectabilis, 1700 nucleotides. RefSeq names its product general substrate transporter. Gene Ontology annotation, biological process: carbohydrate transport; transmembrane transport. The transcript is spliced from 6 exons. The record is from RefSeq and is a predicted model, not a curated record. NCBI's taxonomy places the organism in Eukaryota, Fungi, Mucoromycota, Mucoromycetes, Mucorales, Radiomycetaceae. Gene Ontology annotation, molecular function: carbohydrate:proton symporter activity. Bases 71 to 1561 code for a protein of 496 amino acids. Gene Ontology annotation, cellular component: membrane.